Messenger RNA from Paramecium primaurelia, 900 nucleotides. The record is from the annotation of a GenBank genome assembly. NCBI's taxonomy places the organism in Eukaryota, Ciliophora, Oligohymenophorea, Peniculida, Parameciidae.
AUGAAAUAUUCAUACAUAAUAUUAUUUUGCAUCAUUUAUACUUGCUUAUCAUACUCAAUUAAGGAUAAAUUUUGUGGAGAUGAUAAUUGCUACUAAUUGUUAUUCUUAAAGAAAGGAGCUUAAUAAAGUGAAAUAAGGAAAUAAUUUAGAGAACUUUCAAGGACUUUUCAUCCUGAUAAAAAUGAAGGGAAUUAAACUUAAUAUGUUAAGAUAGUUUAGGCUUAUGAAGUUUUAAGUAAUGAGGAAACAAAAACUGCUUAUGAUGAAUAUCUUGAAAAUCCAAAUAGAAGUGAAUUUUAUCAUCAUUAUAGAUAUUAUCAAUAGGUUUAUCAUCCACAAACAAAUCCUUAUAUUGUAAUUUCUGUUUCAACUUUACUUUUAUCAAUCAUUUAAUAUGUGGCAAGAAUAGGAAUGUAUAAAAAUGCAAUUGGAAGAGUGAUGGAAUCAACACAUUUUAAAAAGGUUGUAAAUGAAAGAUAAAAGGAAUCUAAUAUGAGUAAGGAAGAAGUGAUUUAAGAGACAUUGAAAGAAGUUAAGAUAACAGGAGCAUGGUCUUAUCCAAAAUUUGAAGAAAUUUGGGUUAUAGCAAUCUUAAAUUUUAUUUAUUCAAUUUUUUAUAGAUUGUAUUUUACUAUGAAAUGGAAAUAUUAUUAUAAGGAUGGGAAUGGUAAAAGGGAAAUAAGUGAAAAAGAUCAAGAAUAUAAGACAUAAAUAUUAUUAGGUAUAAGUAAAAGUAGAUGGGAAUCUGUAGAUAAAGAAUCAUUGAUUAGUCGUUAAUUAUGGAUACCUGAAAAUAUGAAAGAAUUUAAUGAGGAAUAACGUCUUAGAUAAGAGGAAUAUAUUUAGUAACAUAGUAAUAAGUACAAAUAGUAUAAGAGAUUUCAAAAAAAGAUGUAAUGA